Leguminivora glycinivorella is the source of this 2017-nucleotide messenger RNA. Its product is annotated as luciferin 4-monooxygenase-like. Gene Ontology annotation, biological process: long-chain fatty acid metabolic process; fatty-acyl-CoA biosynthetic process. Bases 230 to 1831 code for a protein of 533 amino acids. The transcript has 9 exons. The record is from RefSeq and is a predicted model, not a curated record. NCBI's taxonomy places the organism in Eukaryota, Metazoa, Arthropoda, Insecta, Lepidoptera, Tortricidae. Gene Ontology annotation, molecular function: long-chain fatty acid-CoA ligase activity.
ACAGGUGAAACACGUGAAAUAUGCUGAAUUGAUGCUAUUUAGACCGUGUCUUCCCUUUCUAUCAGGUGUGAUUAAGGCUAACCAUCGAGUUUUUACAAAAGACGGACAGAUAGACGCCCGAGUGAUCGUAAUAAGGCAAUUGGUAGGGGUGUUGAAUUUUUCCCUUUAUUUCAUCCCCUAUUUUCGGGCUUUCCUUUUGAAAUAGAAGAAAAGAGUGAUAUAAUUAGCCAUGCUCAUACACGGUGAAGGAGAAAUACUGUUGCCUGAGUAUUUGCACUUUGGCAAAUGGAUUUUGGAUCGACUGAGGGGAACAGACCCUGAGCGUGCGUGUUUGAUUAGCUGCACUACAGGCUCCAUAAUGACAUACAAGGAGGUAUCCCAGUAUGCGGUCAGGCUGGCAGUUGCUCUGACGCAGCGAGGUGUGGGGAGGGGGGACACGGUAGUGGUGGCAGGUGAACCCCCCCUCGUUUUCCUCCCCACGAGGCUCGCUGUGUUACUGACGGGCGCGACACUCACUCUUAUAGAAACGGGGUGUGGCGAAGCAACCUUCAAACACAAGCUAAACUUAACAAGACCAUCAUAUAUAAUCUGCACUCAACGAAUCUUGAAUAUCUACGGCGCCGUUCUAAAGCGUUCGGAUUUCAUCAAAACCUUCAUUUGUUUUGACGACGUUGAGGGCAUUGAGUCCGUGGAUACCCUGGUAUCCAGUGAAGACGUGGAUGUGGACCAGUUCGAGCCUUCGGCCGUGGAGCAGACGGACGUGGCUAUGGUUUCCUUCUCGUCAGGAACUACGGGAAUGUCUAAAGGCGUGCUUCUGACACACCUUAAUCUUAUUACGAGAACCCAAGCGAGUACACAGUGGUACUUUGACUACAAUUCUUCUCACUCCGAACCCUUGCGAGUCGGUUACGCUGCGGAGCCGGAUUGUACCUCGUUUUAUGACGUCAAGAUGAUGCUCACGUUGAUAUGCUCCGGACAAACGGUUGUGUACUCGGAUACCGAUGUGGACUUGAAGUAUGUUAAUGAAUUUCGGGUGCAUAUGAUGCCUACCGUGCCUGCGAUUGCAGAAAUGCUGAUUAAUUCUGAGGACGAUUUGAGCUCGCUCAAGUUUGUGUGUAUCGCUGGCUCAACGCUUAAUCGCCGGACCGCAAAACUGUUGCAAGAAAGAUGCCCCGACAUCAAACUAGUACUUUUAUAUGGCACUACAGAAUCUGGCUCAAUAGCCACAACACAGAAUAAGGCGUUUGACUACGAUGUGGUGAACGAAGACCCGAGAGCAGAGGGUUAUUGCGUUGGCUACGCUGUUCCAGGGGUUACGGUCAAGAUCGUAGAUGUGGAAACACGAGAGAUCCUUGGUCCAAACCAACGUGGAGAGUUGUGCGUUCGCGGUCCACGUCUCAUGAAGGGCUACCUGGGGGCUACCGAGCCCUACCUAGACCAGCAGGAAUACUACCUGACAGGCGAUCUCGGCUACUUCGAUGACCAAAAACGCAUAUAUUUGGUGAACCGGCUGAAAGAUGUGAUUAAUUACAUGGGAGAAAAGAUUUCCCCCGGAGACGUGGAAGCCGUGUUGCAGCAGCACCCAGCAGUACAAGAGGCUGCAGUGGUGGGGAAACCAACCGAAGUGGAGGGGGAGGAGCUACCCACCGCCUUCGUGGUGAUACGAUCCGGCGCCACCGCUACUGAGACCGAGCUGGUCGACUAUGUUGCCAGCCAGGUAACCAAAUACAUGCAGCUUCGUGGCGGCGUAAGGUUUGUCCCAGAGCUUCCCAGGAGCGUUAUGCAGAAGGUCCUACGCAGGCGUCUCAAGGAGAUGCUGGCACAUGAGUGAGCGGGACAAGACGUGCGACGCUGUCUCACUCAAACACACGCAUGACAAGUACAUGAAACCAUAAGAAGUACAUAUUUCUGAUGACAAUGAAUUAUCGUGUUUUGAUCUUGACAGCCCUAAUUUAGCAAAUAUACAGAGAUAUUACUCGUUUUAUUAACCCCCGACGCAAAAACGACGGGGUGUUAU